Messenger RNA from Drosophila mojavensis, 625 nucleotides. RefSeq lists its product as uncharacterized. The transcript is spliced from 2 exons. The record is from RefSeq and is a predicted model, not a curated record. Bases 59 to 625 code for a protein of 188 amino acids. Lineage: Eukaryota; Metazoa; Arthropoda; Insecta; Diptera; Drosophilidae.
UACACUUAUUCAUUAUAUGGAUUGUUUUACUAGAAACUGACAUAUUAACCAUAUAAAGAUGGCAAACCGGGUACGAUUCAAAUUAUCCGAUUUAACUGAUGAACAGUUGUUGGAAUUGUUUGAGAAUGUCCCUUCCGAUGCAGAGUUAUCCGAGUCAAGUGACGACGAGGAAGAUGACUUAAAUGUGGCAGAAACUCUAAUAGCUGCUGUGGAGGAUAUUAGCACAAUAUCAUUUGCUUGUAAUGAUGAAGAGAAUGUGCCUGAUAAUGGUCAGUCUGAGCCUAUUAGGAAAUCCCUGAAAAGACAACGAUCGCCACUACCAACUAUUAAAGGUAUAACAUGCGUGGCUUUGCCAUCUUCUGGUGGCUUUACUGGUGCUGGUAUUGAAUCAAUAGCAAAGGAGCCGAGCAAAAUUUUGUGGCGACAGCAAUUUAUGCAAUUGCAUGUAAACAAUGUUGCUUUUCAAGGCGACUCUUCAUUGCCGGCUGAAAUAAUGAAUCUCAAAACUCCUUCAGAGAUAUUUCGCUAUUUUUUUGAUGCCAAAAUCAUGGAUAUGAUAGUGGAAGAAACCAUGCGCGCAGCUUUUAGUGGAGAACAUAUCAACAAGAUUCCAAAUGAACAUUGA